CGCGUCUCUCUCUCCCCUGUGCGCUGACAAAUUGUUGUCUUCCUCCGCUCAGAAACAGCAAAGAAAACCCUUGAAUCCAUAAACCCUUCUUCUUCUUCUUCCGUUCUUCUUCUUCUUCCGUUCUUCGUCAUCAAAUCUCACAGAUCGAUCUCCAUGGCUACUUCCGAACGCGAGAUCUUUGUCUAUACUGCUAAGCUCGCCGAGCAAGCCGAACGUUAUGAUGAGAUGGUGGAAGCAAUGAAGAAGGUUGCAAAAAUAGGUGUGGAAUUGACCGUGGAAGAGAGGAAUUUGCUAUCAGUUGGGUACAAAAACGUGAUUGGUUCUAGGAGAGCCUCAUGGAGGAUUUUGUCAUCCAUAGAGCAGAAGGAGGAGGCGAGAGGGAAUGAUCAGAAUGCAAAACGGAUCAGGGAAUAUCGACAGAAGGUCGAAUCUGAGCUCAAUACCAUUUGCAAUGAUAUCAUGAAUGUGAUCGAUGAUCAUCUCAUUCCUUCCUGUGGUGGUUCUGGUGAAUCAAAUGUAUUCUAUUACAAGAUGAAAGGGGAUUAUUAUAGAUAUUUGGCAGAAUUUAAGUCUGGUAACGACAAGAAAGAGGUUGCUGAUCUUUCAAUGAAAGCAUAUGAGGCAGCUACAAGUACAGCAGAAGCUGAUUUGCCUCCUACACAUCCCGUUCGGUUGGGACUUGCUUUAAAUUUCUCGGUCUUCUAUUAUGAAAUUAUGAAUUCAGCUGAAAGGGCCUGUCACCUAGCCAAACAGGCUUUUGAUGAAGCAAUUUCAGAGCUUGAUUCCUUGAAUGAGGAGUCUUACAAAGACAGUACAUUGAUUAUGCAGCUUCUAAGGGACAAUCUCACCUUGUGGACCUCGGACAUUGCAGAGGAAGGAGAAGAUUUUCACAAACAGGAUGGAGCUACUAAAACUGGUGGUGAGUUGGAGAAUGCAGAGUGAAAGGGAGUUGGUGUUGAUUCCAUGAAGUGGUUUGGUGAUUGUGUGUGUUAUAGAGGAGGAUUGGUUUGGGCAUUUGGUGGUUUUAUCUUUUCAGUGACUGCCCAUUUCCAACUCAAUCAAUCUUCUGUUGUCAUUAUUUUCUAUUUUUAUUUCUUUCUUUCUUGUUGGAGUGAUUGAAUUGAAGUUUGCAGAAUUUAAAUCUGUUGGCAAGGUUUCGUU
Molecule: messenger RNA, 1161 nt
Organism: Cynara cardunculus var. scolymus (artichoke)
Lineage: Eukaryota; Viridiplantae; Streptophyta; Magnoliopsida; Asterales; Asteraceae
Product: 14-3-3 protein 9-like
Exons: 7
Coding region: 154-942 (262 amino acids)
Biological process (GO): signal transduction
Cellular component (GO): cytoplasm
Source: RefSeq, a predicted model, not a curated record